Molecule: messenger RNA, 374 nt
Organism: Sphaeroforma arctica JP610
Lineage: Eukaryota; Ichthyosporea; Ichthyophonida
Exons: 2
Molecular function (GO): protein binding
Source: RefSeq, a predicted model, not a curated record
GGUCACGCGGAGGUUGUUCGUGCAUUGCUGGCACGUGAUGCUGUGGCAAACUCGACCGAUAAGAAAGGUCGUUGUGCCGCACACUGGGCGAUUAAGAACAAACCUCAAAACGUGCAACUGGUGGAAAGCCUCAUAUAUACAUGCCCUCAAUCAGCAAGUGUGCAAGACCACCUCGGUUGGUCACCCUUACACCUGGCGUGUGCCAAUGGAGCCUCACCGGAUGCAGUGGAGUGCUUGAUUGACGCCGAUCCGUCCAUGCUAGAGGCGCGAGACAAGUUCGGACUGGCGCCCAUACACCGGGCUGUGGCUGGCAGCAAUGACUUUGAGGGCAUGCUGAUUGCCAGCGAACUCAUGCAGUCUGCCGAGAGCUUCGA